GGUGUUAGGAUUAGGGUUAGCCCUUUCUGUCUCUGUGACGAAAGACCACCCUGGCUUCAGCUUCCUUGGGGAGCUGUUUUCGCCAGAUUCUUUAGGGACAAAGGCCUCCCGGCCUGCCUCAGAGACCGGGAAGAGUCCGCCCUCGAAGUCAGGGUGAACCGGAACCCAGGGAAACCCACUGGGAUUUUGGUCAUUGAUUAUUAUGACGGGGAAAUACCUUGGAGGGGUCUGGAAAGGACAAGGAACAAUUUAUUUAGUCUACGAUCCCAGAGCUUGUCUCCUGGUAGAAGAGACUGAAAAUGAGAAAGCGACUGUACUGAGGUUGAGGCAGGCCUGGUGGAGGCCAGAAAAAAAUACUAGUUUUCCCUGUGGCCAAGUAGGGGCACUUGGAGGACGCUGCACUGCGGUCUCAGGAUUCUCUUAAUUGAAGACGGGGUCAGAUGGGAGGGCUUGGAGCCCCUCAGGACACACCCUCUUCAGCCCCAUAUAUUCCUCCCUGCACAUAAAGACCCUUGUUGUGGAAAUAGUCACUUGCACUGAAACCUUUUCCUUCCUAUUCUGCUUCCUUUAAUGGGAAACUCAGCCUUUGUGAGUUGUUAAUAUGUGCAUUUCAAUUCUCAUUUACCUUAAAAUACUAAGGUCCAACUAAGAAUGACUACCUCUUCAUUACUAGUGUUAUACUAGGAUCUGUGAGGAGAGGGAGUUUUGUAGAUGGUAUUUCUAGCCUCUGAGAAUACAAAAGCAUGUAUACAGAUAGCAUGGUGACAGGUGAAUGCACAGAGGACAGGAAUAAUCAUAAGACAUGAAUUUUAAUGUCUGGAGUAUCAAAGAUGUGCUCAGUAUUCCCUCAGGCUCUGGGGCCACUAAGUCGUCUAACUGGAAUAACAAUCAGACUGAUUACUCCAGUCUCAGUGAUUCCCAGUUUCUUUUUGGAUCCCAGUUCUGUCCAGAAAGUUCACAGACCCUGUCAACACCCUUGGACUCUGAGGUCCACUUGAGACAUCCAAAACAGUCACAACAGAAUUCUCUGGAUAGUGAACCUAGUAUUUUCGCAAAGUACCAAACAAAACCCCAGCUGCUUGGAGGAGAUACAAAAGAUGGAGGCUUGCUUCCUCUUCCUUUGUCUCUUGGAAAACCAAAAGGCCUCUUGGAACAGUUUGAGGAGAAAAAGAAAAGUGCAAAAGACAGAUGUGACAGUGAGACUUUAUACAACUUCAUUUCCCAUAUCAGAGAAAGCAUUCACAAGUUACAGACAUCAGUGGAAGAGUCUGAGGAACAUCUCAGUUCCAAAAGUCAGUCUAUUUUGGAUUCUUUGGAAACUGUGGCCAAGACAUGGCAGGAGGCUGCAAAAGCUCAGAGUGGUCUGAUGUUGGAAAGAGUGCAGGACAAAGGCAACGUGGAGCAGGCCAUCCUUGAGUUGCAAAAGAUAUUCGAAGCUAGACAAACAGAGUUUAUAGAAAUGAAGUCCAACCUGAAGCACCUUGAAGUUUUGGUUACCCAGCAGAGUAAGGACUUUCAGCAGCUGUGUGAGCAUCUGAGCCAGCUGAAUAUGCCCAGUGUUCUAGCACAGUUAAAGCAAUUGACCUCCAUCGCUCUGACACCCAAACACGUGAAAGACAGUGCCUCUCAGACAUCACCACCUCUGGCACACAGCCUCAGUUUCACCAGGCAGGACAAAUAUACCUCUGAGAAGCCAGUUAUGUGGCAGGCCCAGGCCCUUCCCGCUGCAUGCAGUCUUAGUGUGGGCUCCGCAAGGCCCAGGGAGUUUGUUGUCUGGGGUGAGGGAUCAAAGAGGGAUGCUCUCCAAGAAGAGGCUGUGCAGCCGGCAGUUGGAACUGGCAAAAGAAACAGGCAAAUCACGGACAGGGCAGUGCAGACUAGUUACCAGAACUCUGUUACUAAAACAGGCUCUGAGAACUGUGGCUCUCCCCUCCUGGGUCACAAAGUUCCUGAAGCUAGGGACCCAGUUUCCCAAGGAGACUCGCAGCUUAUAUCUCGAGGAUAUAAGGACUUAAACAACUCUGCAACCAGCAUUAAGAACACCAGCCAAAAAUGGCAAGCUAAAGGCAUAUUUUCAUGUGACCCUUGUGAACAAAGGUUGGUGACCGAACAGAAAGGCAUAACUGUAGAAAGAGGGAAAAAAAGCAAGCAGCAGCAGCCCAGGAAAGCCCCCAGAAGAAGGUCCCUACGCAGGAAGCAAGAACAAAUGCCUAGCAAAACCUGUGUUUCUAAUUCUAAAUGUCCUAGGCCUCCAGUUUCCAGUUCACAAAGGUCCCCCUGGGGGCAGCAGGAAACUCGUGCUCAGCCCCUGCCACUUCGGGGCCCUGGGAGCCCCACAAAUCUAGUCUGCUCUGCUCAAGGAGGAACAGUCCUGCCCAGUCAGACCACGAGGGCAGAGCAAGGGAACCGCAUGCAGCGCAGCGGGCGCUCCGCCCAAGACAACAGCCUGCGGCCGCCCGGUGCCCAGGGGGACCACCGGAUGAGCUGGUUCAGUGACCUCAACGACCUCAACCCCAGGACAGAGCCCCCUCAGUCCCAGGAGUCGGGGAAGAACAUACUCUAUGACCUGGGUUUUGAUAGCAGCGAUGAUGGCUUCUGACCAGCCCAUGAUGACUUUGGCUGAUGGUUUUUGGUCUUGUUGGAAAGACAAAUCACAGAACAUUUGCGGUGGCUGAUGGCAGAGUUCUCAAAGCCUGUCUGGAACCUUCAGGGUCAGAGGCUGGGCUUGGAUGGGGCGCUGGUGGGGGUCAGUGGAGGGUGGGGAGCAGAUAGAUCUGACAUUCUGGGUACUGGGCACUCCCAUGACAGAGCAUAAGGGAUAAGUGCAUCCUUACUCAUGGGAGUGAAAUGUGUGAGGACGGUGUGAGGAGAGCUGAGGCAGCAGCCCGGGAGUGGGGCAUCAGCAGGAGGGUAUUGGGUCUGGUAGAAGGAGAACUGCCCUCCAUACAGAACAUCCAAUAGGAGAAGGGCUCUCACAAAACUGUUGCUAUGGCAGCAGGACUCCCAAACACAUCUUUUUGGUCUUCAAAACAUUUCCUUCACAUGACCAAUAGCUUUCUGGGCCUCGGGAUUUUUUUAAAAAUUUGUAUCCAUUUUUGCUGUGAGAACAUGUGCAUUUUGGGGGUCAGUGGAUGUAUUCCGGGACACACACUAGCUCAGACUUCUUGUGAACAGAGAAAUGAAAGUGUUAAAGCCUUGAAGAAAAGACAGGUGACUCACACUACAAGCGGGGAGCCGCACUUUUCACAGCCACGAAGUCCCACUCUUCUUCCCAGCUGUUUCCCCCUGCCCCGUUUUCCACCCUUCUUUUAAAGCUAAGGAGAGUGGCUGCAGGCCCUGCAUCAUUUCUGGAGAGCAGUGGGCUUAUGUGAGACUUUGGCUUUCCAUCUGUAUCUUGUUAAAGUUUUUGAAUUUUUGCAACAUAUGUUUCUUUUGUAAUUCAAAAUGAUCAAAUAAAGAUAAAACUUUAAAAAGCA
Molecule: messenger RNA, 3476 nt
Organism: Odocoileus virginianus texanus
Lineage: Eukaryota; Metazoa; Chordata; Mammalia; Artiodactyla; Cervidae
Gene: IHO1
Product: interactor of HORMAD1 1
Biological process (GO): DNA recombination; meiotic DNA double-strand break formation; homologous chromosome pairing at meiosis
Cellular component (GO): condensed nuclear chromosome
Source: RefSeq, a predicted model, not a curated record